This is a messenger RNA of Aphanomyces astaci, 569 nucleotides long. RefSeq lists its product as hypothetical. The coding region runs from base 35 to 493 and encodes 152 amino acids. The record is from RefSeq and is a predicted model, not a curated record. NCBI's taxonomy places the organism in Eukaryota, Oomycota, Saprolegniomycetes, Saprolegniales, Verrucalvaceae. The transcript has a single exon.
AUUUUUCAGUCUACCGGCCAAACGCACUUCAACGAUGAACCGCACAGGCGUCCAACUUGCCGCCAUCGACCGCCGCCUUCGCCACCUAGUGCAACAACCACAUGCAGUGCAGGAUACCACCAUGGACCACGUCAUCGCCGACUGCAGGCACAAACUGGACGACUUGCGACGACAGUUCCGUGCCUUUGUCGCCACCGAGCUCAAAGUCUUGCCCACGUCGUCUGUGCUUCACACCCGUCUUUCUCAGUGGUUAGUGGACGAAAUGUCAUCCAUGGUUGCCUCGAUUGAUCCAACGGACGAAGACGCAGAGUUCAGCACCCUCGACGGAUUCCUUCUCGUCGAGGACGUUGCGCUGCUCGACCAGUUUGUCCACCAAGUCGCCCAAUCCAUCUACAAGCUCGACGCGACUGCAGCCGCCGCCUCUGCGACUGGUGCGUUCCUCACAUCUCCCUCUGCAACUGCAGUGGUGGAUAACCCGACGCUGGUCAGCUAGAACGUGCCAGCUCACCCUAUCGCAACCUAUUUUAACUUCGUUAAUCCUAUUAAGUAUUAUGAUUCGAUAUGCCGCC